Schizosaccharomyces cryophilus OY26 is the source of this 886-nucleotide messenger RNA. RefSeq names its product N-acetyltransferase. Gene Ontology annotation, biological process: mitotic sister chromatid cohesion. The record is from RefSeq and is a predicted model, not a curated record. Lineage: Eukaryota; Fungi; Ascomycota; Schizosaccharomycetes; Schizosaccharomycetales; Schizosaccharomycetaceae. The transcript has a single exon. Gene Ontology annotation, molecular function: acyltransferase activity, transferring groups other than amino-acyl groups. Gene Ontology annotation, cellular component: NatA complex. Bases 10 to 447 code for a protein of 145 amino acids.
GGAAAAAAAAUGAUUGAGUUAGACACUAUUAAUCCAAAUAACCUGAAGGUUUUAGAGGUAAUUAAUCAAAAUACGAUUCCAGAAGGUGUUCGCUCGUUUUCUCCUCAGUAUUAUAAAGAAACAGUGCAAGUUGGAUCCUUAGCACAAUAUGCGUAUUUCAACAACGUUUGCGUAGGAGCUGUUCGAUGCAAGAAGGAGACUCAUAAUAAAAGCAGUAAAGUGCAAAUUCUUUCUUUGGGCGUGUUGCCAGCAUACCGCAAGUAUGGUGCGGGAACUAAACUUUUGGAGCAUGCCGUUAAUACCGCUAAGGAUAUUGGAUCGAAGGAGAUUUACGUUCAAUUACCUCAGAAGUUGAAUGCUAAAGAUUGGUUUUUACGCCGAGGAUUCACAGAAUUGAGUGAGUCCAGCAACGAAGACACAGCCGUUCUUAACCAUCCUCUGUACUGAAGCAGUUUUUCUUUCCCAUCAAAGGAAAGAAGAACAAAAUAAAAUAUAAAAGGAGAAGAAAUUAACUUUCUUAUGUCUUUUGGUUUCACCAACUCUUGUUUUCUGUCCUUGUCAAGUUCGAAUGUAAUAAUAUACCGAUAAACCAAAACCGAGUGGUAUUUCGCCGGUAAUCUUCAUUUCAAAAACAGGAAACAAAAAAGAACUACAAUUUCUGGGAUCUGAGUGAUUUCAUUCCUUCCUACCUUUGUCAGCAAGGAAUAGACCAUGCAAAUUUUCUGCACGAAAGCGAAUGCUAAUAAAUAAAAUGUAUUUGUAACAUAAAACAUGGACAAUUGUUAUCAUCCCAACUCAUUAUAAAUUCAUCCGGACCGCUUCAUCUUCAAUAGAAUCAAUCGACUUAAUAAGUAUUAAUUCCAUCAAAAUUCCUCAUCGUCAUCGC